This is a messenger RNA of Phytophthora sojae, 2196 nucleotides long. RefSeq lists its product as hypothetical. The record is from RefSeq and is a predicted model, not a curated record. NCBI's taxonomy places the organism in Eukaryota, Oomycota, Peronosporomycetes, Peronosporales, Peronosporaceae. The transcript is spliced from 4 exons. The coding region runs from base 1 to 2196 and encodes 731 amino acids.
AUGAGCAAUAAGCGCUUCACCGUCAACCCCUUCGGGGAGUUGACGCUGACAGCUGAAGACCGCGCCAAACUGCUCGAACUCGCUGACUCCAUCGCUCUCGCCAAGGUCGACGAGUAUGAAGAGUAUCUCAACAACGACAAGCAAGUGGACCUCAAACGCUGGAAGAAGUUCACGAAUUCAGGCGCUACAACGUCGUACCUCGAGCGGAAGAAGGUGAACCCGACGUCCAAGAUGCCGGAGACGCUCAUGGUCGGCCCGUUACCCGGUACUCUGGACGAGAACAUGUUCGGACUCAUAAGCCCAACUCUCGAGGCCAUGCGGAUCAAGUCGUCCUACUUAAACGACUUCAGUGCAGCAGCCGUUCUCGCUACUCUAGCGGAGCCGACGGAGGACGAGCCUUUUCGAUCCGUAGUGGUUAAGUGGAUGGAGAUCGAUAUCCCCGGAGCCUCUAUCGGAAUCGUACGCAACCGCGACUACGUCUACCUUGAGAGCACAGGCAUCAUGCAUACAGCGAGCGGUGGUCGCGUGGGGUAUCACGUUCUCCACUCUGUCAACUUUCCCCAAACUCACAAACUACCGAGCAGAAUUCGCGGCAAUAUGUCUCUUUGCUGUAUUUUCCACCAAGAGGGGCCCGAUAAGACGGACUGUCGCGGUACGGGCAUCAUGGAGCCGGGAGGGGAUAUUAUUCGAGUUGUGGCGGUGAUGGGGAUGGUUCAUGCGACGAUGGCGGGGCUGAAAUACUCGUACUGCGGUCAGAUGAAGAAAUUGGCGUGGUUGCUAGAGCAGAAACACGCCGAGUAUAGGGAGAACGGGGUCCCCGAGACUGGACACGAGUGUGUGACGUGCUCGAAGGUGACCAAGACGUCGAGGUUCGGCAAGUCUCGCAGCACAUGCAAGUUGUGUUUUGGGUCGUUGUGCGGUUCGUGCAAAGUCUCCAAGAAGCUGACCUUUAUUGCACCCGACUUGGAGCUCUCUCAGAGGAAAGUGAGCUUCUGUGUCAAGUGCUUGAUUGACGCAACCAAGUUGGAUACGCUGGAAGCUGCGCGCCAGGAACUAGUCGACAAGGAGAACAUCCAAUCACGAACUUGCGGUCUUCCCCUCGAGAAGCACAAAAGCCGAGCACAGAGCUCGUUCAAGAUCUACCGACGAGCCCGGCUCACACUUUGGACCAUGGCGCGGCAGCCGAACCCGCCCACGACUGUCUCGCUGGCUGACGAGUUACGCGGGCACGUCGUCCGCUUGGAGUGCCCUCCCUUCGUCGAGGACGACUCUGUGCGCCGCCCCGGGUGGCUAUGCAACCUCAUCUACUACAGAUUCGACCACGACGCUGCGCGCGAGCGCCGCGGCGACGACCAAGAUCCCGAUGACCGUGCAGUGAUCCCAUUCGGCCGCCUAACCCGACCCUUCGAGGACUUGAAGGACGAGUGGCGCGACCGCCCGUUAUUAAUGCUAUUUCGGUUUGUUCGCUUCAAAAUCUGCUUUCUCGCUGCAGUUGAUGACCGUGGUGCCCGCGGCGGCACCACUUUCGUUGAAACUCCCUUGGAAGUGUACCUCGUUGGUCAGGUGGUGGCGUACCGACCUUGUUCCCGUUUGACUUUCACCACCCAGUCUGGCGCGCGCCUCCGCCUCACAGCGAGCUUCGCGUGUGUCGUCGCAGUACGGCAACCAGCUACAGCUCCAGCCGCUCAUGUCCUCAUCCCAUGCAACGUGGCAUGGGAGAACCAGAUCUCUCGUGAUGAAUUUGUUGUGGGCUGGUGUCAUGGUGUGCCGGCGACCUCCAGUCCAAACCGGCACACGCCUCGUUUUCACUCGCGUUGGAGAGAGCUGGAGAUUGGAUCUGUGAACAAUGAUGAACUACAACGACAACUUCAAGAGGUCCUGGUUCCCGCUGGCUCCGACACCACCUUUGACUUCAGCUCGGCCUCCAUUCCUGUCAUUUCGGAGUUUGGGCGCAUUUUAACAGUGUGUCCGCUGGAUUAUGUUCGCAAAUACAUCGGGCCUUCGGGUUCCAAUGCCCGCCGCCUCGACGGGGAUGAAGAUAGCGACUCUGAUGCCCCUGCAGAUGUGCUGGCGGUGGGUCUUUCGCGUGGACGUCCCCUGCCUCGUGAAUCGCCGGUGAUUGUUGGCAUGAGAUCGCCGCUGCAGUUGGCGCCCCCUGUUCCGGCUCACGGAUAUCUCACGGGCUCAGGACCGUGA